AGCAGGGUAACAUCUGAUAAAUCAGUGAUCCUUCAUCAGUAGGAGAUGGCGUGCCCUAAAGGUCCCCAGGAGCCCAGAUUGCCCAUAAUCGUGUUCUUGCCCUAUAAGGACUGCCAGGCAAUAAUGAAGGUUCUUUUACUGAAGGAUGCGAAGGAAGAUGACUGUGGCCAGGAUCCGUAUAUCAGGGAAUUAGGAUUAUAUGGACUUGAAGCCACUUUGAUCCCUGUUUUAUCAUUUGAGUUUUUGUCUCUUCCCAGUUUCUCUGAGAAGCUUUCUCAUCCUGAAGAUUACGGGGGACUCAUUUUUACCAGCCCCAGAGCAGUGGAAGCAGCAGAGUUAUGUUUGGAGCAAAACAAUAAAACUGAAGUCUGGGAAAGGUCUCUGAAAGAAAAAUGGAAUGCCAAGUCAGUGUAUGUGGUUGGAAAUGCUACUGCUUCUCUAGUGAGUAAAAUUGGCCUGGAUACAGAAGGAGCAGCCUGUGGAAAUGCAGAAAAGCUUGCAGAAUAUAUUUGUUCCAGGGAGUCCUCAGCACUGCCUCUUCUAUUUCCCUGUGGAAACCUCAAAAGAGAAAUCCUGCCAAAAGCGCUCAAGGACAAAGGGAUUGCCAUGGAAAGCAUAACUGUGUAUCAGACAAUUGCACACCCAGGAAUCCAAGGGAACCUGAACAGCUACUAUUCCCAGCAGGGGGUUCCAGCCAGCAUCACGUUUUUUAGUCCCUCUGGCCUCACAUACAGUCUUAAGCACAUUCAGGAGUUAUCUGGUGACAAUAUCGAUCAAAUUAAGUUCUGGAGGCUGGCAAGUCCAAGAGCAAGACUUGAUGUCUGACGAGAGCCCGGUUUCUGUUGCCAGAUGGUGCCUUGAACACUGUGUCCUCAUAUGGCAGAAGGGCAAAGGGCUGAAUGCUCUCUGAAGCCUGGCUUCUAAGGGCAGGAUGGUAGAGCCUUAUGAUUCAAUCACCUCCUCAAGGCCCCACCUCUUAAUACGGUUGCACUGGGGAUUAAGUUUCAACAUGAAUUGUGGAGGGAACACAAACGUUUAAGCCACAGUAAUCCCAAAGGGGAAUCAUCUUACCCCACUGGGGAGAGCUGUCAUGCAACUUUUCAGAUUUGACUUUCAGAAGCACAGUCUUUGACCAGAGCUGGUGGAAUGGACAGAACUGCCAGUCUUCAAACAGAACAAGGAUCGUGGUGGGUGCCCAAGCUCCUCCUGAGCACCCCUUCCCAGCAUCCGAGGUCCCGCCUUUCCCCUGCAGCAUUCGGUGUGGGCCCAAUGAGGAAUGGAUCCCCUGGGUCACAGUGUAGGACUGUGCCUUCCCCGGAAAGCCCAGUGUCCUAGAGCCCAGGAAAGUGUUCUAGGGUGCGGCACAGUCAGAAAAACAGAGAGGAGUUGAUGAUAGCCACAGGGUUUCACCCCGGGAGGCACAGCCUACACCAAUCUCAGAACUGCACAGAGGUUCUUUAAUAAGUAGCCAGUCCUGGCAUUGUCCACUCAAAAUGUUCCACCUGAACUUACAGUGAACCCAGACUCCUCAUUUGCCCUAUGGGUCCUUCCCCAUCUGACCUUCACCUGCUCCUCUUCAUCCUCCCGUCCCAGCUCACUCCUCCCACUCAUGUCCAGCAAGGCUGUUCUUUCUUCCCUACUAUUGUAGGUUUUCCCAGCCAGUCCCAGCCUCAGGGCCUGUGCACUUGCCCUUUCCUGGCCUAAAAUCUACACCACUCCCGAACCCCCAGUCACAUGUGACUGAGUCCCUCUGAUCUUUCUGCUACUGCCCAGAUUUCAUCUGCACAAGAGGUCUUUCCUGCUUACCUGAACAUUCACUCUUCCCCAUAGACACUCACUUUCCCUAAUUCUAUUCCUAGCACCUGUCACUAUUGGAAUUUUUCAUUUCUUUUUUGUUUAUUGUCUGUCUUCCCUACUUAGGAUCUACAUUCCAUGAGGGUAGGUGUGAUGGUUAAUACUGAGUGUCCACUUGAUUCGAUUGAAGGAUGUAAAGUAUUGAUCCUGGGUGUGUCUGUGAGGGUGUUGCCAAAGGAGAUUAGCAUUUGGGUCAGUGGGCUGGGACAGGCAGACCCACCCUUAAUCUGGGUGGGCACCAUCUAAUCAGCUCCUAGAAUACAAAGCAGGCAGAAAAACGUGAAUAGACUAGACUGGCUUAGCCUCCCAGCCUGCAUCUUUCUCCUGUGCUGGAUGCUUCCUGCCCUGGAACAUCGGACUCCAAGUUCUUCAGCUUUGGCACUCAGACUGGCUUCCUUGCUCCUCAGCUUGCAGAUGGCCUAUUGUGGGACUUUGUGAUCGUGUGAGUUAAUACUGCUUAAUAUAUCUACCCUAUUCGUUCUGUCCCUCUAGAGAACCCUGACUAAUAUGGUAGGGAAUGAAUUCAUCAUGUUCAUUUCUGUAUUCCCUGUCCCUAGGACAGUAAUAAAUAUUUGCUGCAUGAUGACUGAAUGAAUAACUAACAGCCCCACACAGGCCUGUGCACACCUGCUCUUCUUGGAGACCUUUGACAUAAAAUUCUCAGUUCUCAUCUGCAAAAUCACAGUGCCCAAAGAACUUUAAUUCAUUUCCUGCAAGCCCUCUGGAUACUGGGGUAGAAAUUCCUGCAGCAAACCUGAACCUCUACUUACUUUUUCCUUCUCAUACUCUGCCCUUCCCCUGCCCCGAGAGUCAGCACCUCAGGGCUGUGUGUGACCCACCAAGAAGAGAGGAGGAAAGGAAACACUCAGGAAAGUGGGAGAUGCGGGGGUUGCUGUGCAGUGCACGAGCCCACGGGGAAGGGGCUGUAGUCAUGAGUUUAAAGGAAAUGGAUGAGCAAAUGGAUGAGCAAAUGAGUGCUCAGCAAGAUGGAGGAAACAGAAAGCCAGAUCCGCCCAGGGUGCGGCCCCCAGUGCAGGGGUGGUAGGAGGCUCUCAGGCAAGGGCUUGGUCGGCAUCUGUGGGAUCUGAGCUGGACAGGGUAAAAACCAAGGAUCCAAGACAACUUAGGUGGGUGAGGCAGAAGGACCCUCAGGACCCUCAGUGCAGUUGGGGGUCAGAGGGCCAGUGAUAGGGACAAGAGGGUGAGAAGCUCCGAGGAGCGCCAGCGGUGGGCAUCAGGGGCUGCCUAUGCCUGUGGGAUCAGAGGCGCAGCAGUCCAGGGGGUGUCAGGGCUGGGCCAGGCGAGGCCAGGCCAUGGGUGACUCAAGUGGAGUGGAGGUGAGAAUCUUCAGAUCACAGUCACGGAGGGGGAGGUCAGAGCAAUGCACCAGUCAUUCACAGGGAUGCCAGGGUCAGCCAGGACAAUGGAAGGCCAUGGAAUACAGGAGAACCCUGCAAGAAAAGGGGCAAAUGCAUCUUGGGGAGAGGACAGCUACUAGGAAGGCUGGAAGUGACCCAGAAAACUGUCAUGAGGCUCACAGGAGCAGGGCACUUCCCUGAGUGGAGGCAGCCAUCAGGGACAGGAAAACCCAUCCUGCUCUUUGACCUGUGCAGCCUUCACCAGGGAGGAAAGGGCAAGCUGUAGUCUCUACUGGAGACAGGUGUUAGGGAAUGAGGAGCAUAUUACAGGUCUUUCUGGGUACAGACUAAGCAUUUAGUGGCCUGUAUUAGGGUUGUCUAACUGCUGCACCCACCAACCCCAAAUCUUACGCUCCACACAAUACAGUUGUGUUUCUUGCUCCUGUCACAGAGCAGUCAAGGGUUUGAGGGUGGCCUUCCAUAGGGGGAUUCAGGGAUCCAAGCCACUUCUGCUGAAUGCUCUGCGUCUGGUCAGGAAUUGAGGGAAGAGAAAUCACAGAGAUUACGAGGGUGGUCUUAGAGUUCAGGCCUCCAAGUGGCACACAUCACUCUAUCCACUUUUUUUUUCCUUUUGAAACAGGGUCUCAUUCUGUCAUCCAAGUUGUUGUGCAGUGACGUGAUCUCGGCUCAUUUCAGCCUUAACCUCCUGGACUCAAGUGAUCCUCCAGCCUCAGCUCCCCUAAGUAGCUGGAACUAUUGGCACACAUGCCACUACACCUGGCUAAUUUUUGUAUUUUUAGUAGAGAUGGGGUUUCACCAUGUUGCCCAGGCUGGUCUUGAACUCUUGCUGGUCUUGAACUCCUGGAUUCAAGCAAUCCACCCACCUUGGUUUCCUAAAGUGUUGGGAUUAUAGGUGUGAGCCACCACGCCCGGCCGAUGCUGAGCUAAUUUUUAAACAUUUUUUGAUAGAAAUGAGGUCUCAUUUUGUUGCCCUUGCUGGUCUCAAACUCCUGGCCUCAGUCCUCCUGCCUCAGCCUCCCGUAAUGCUGGGAUUAUGGGUCUGAGCCACUGCACCUGGCCUCUCCGUAUUUCUAUGAUUCUCAAUAUUCCCAUGGACGGCUGUGACCCAGUCAGUCUGCACUCUCGGGAGGACGUCUGCUCAGAUAAAAGCCCAGUUCAGGGAAGGCUCUGUCUUCAGGAUCCCAGAGAAACUUGAGGCUUCUCCAUGAGGGGAAAAAGUAAGUGGACUGAGGUGAUUCUAGUUUAUCCUUCUAUAAAAAUCUUUACCCACAGAAUGGGACACUGUGCAGUCAUUAGCUAGAACAAUAAAUACUUACAUUCAGAAACAGAAAA
Molecule: messenger RNA, 4565 nt
Organism: Gorilla gorilla gorilla (western lowland gorilla)
Lineage: Eukaryota; Metazoa; Chordata; Mammalia; Primates; Hominidae
Gene: UROS
Product: uroporphyrinogen III synthase
Exons: 10
Coding region: 46-825 (259 amino acids)
Biological process (GO): uroporphyrinogen III biosynthetic process
Cellular component (GO): cytosol
Molecular function (GO): uroporphyrinogen-III synthase activity
Source: RefSeq, a predicted model, not a curated record